Messenger RNA from Osmia lignaria (orchard mason bee), 7900 nucleotides. It is a transcript of the gene Cph, whose product is annotated as BCL11 transcription factor chronophage. Gene Ontology annotation, molecular function: DNA-binding transcription factor activity; RNA polymerase II cis-regulatory region sequence-specific DNA binding. Lineage: Eukaryota; Metazoa; Arthropoda; Insecta; Hymenoptera; Megachilidae. Gene Ontology annotation, cellular component: nucleus. Gene Ontology annotation, biological process: regulation of transcription by RNA polymerase II. The record is from RefSeq and is a predicted model, not a curated record.
GAGGCAAACACAGAUGCUCACCGGUCGAACAGAGAGAGGCAGCCAGCCAACGAGCGACAAAGUCCCCUGUCACGGUACACUCGUGCACGACGGAGAAGGGUAUACCUGGUUACCCCCACUACCGGGGGUGAAAACUACCCCGAGAGCGCGUGGGGUGUCCGGCCUCGGCGCCGAGGCGAACCGAGCGCGUCCGAAGUGAGCGCAGUGCCCGACACACCAGGUCCCGCACGGCACGACUAGGCGCACCGUCCGGCACAGUCCACUCAGAGAUACGACCCAUGCUGGACCAUCGUCGCUCUGGUCCACGCCGGCAGCAGGCAUCCAGCAUCCGCGCGUCAGGCCGCACGAGACAGGAGGUCGUCGAACAGGACGACCGGGACACCGUUUCUCGUGGUCCUGGGAGCAACCAGUCGUUCGCGGCGGCAAGAACGAGGGACCAACGUCGUCAUCGUCGUCGCGGUCGGUGUACAGUGUACACAAUUGGCCGAGCGGAGAUGCGUGACGGACGAGGAUAGUUCGGUAGCUAAGUGUGGCGCGCGCUUUCGAUUCGUCCGCGAACAGAGAGACCGAUCGGAGAGGACGGUGUUGUGUUGUAUGUGUGUGUGUAUGUGUUACCACGGCAGCGUGUUACGACAGAGUCACAGUCGGAGUUCCAACAGCGGACAGUCGGCCGUGUCGACGACAGGACAUAGUUUGUUUGCCUUAUACGCAAGAGGGGAAGAUCCGUGAAACGAUCGACGCGCGACGGCCACCGAGUGAUCGACGAAAGGGAAAUAUCGUUGGAAGGUGAUGAGGGAAAAACUCUGAUAGAUAUCGUCGUUGGUGCUAACUAGUUGGAAUCUGGUUGCGAUCGUAGGCCGGCGGCCGGUGAAAGAGGAACACAGGCUGUCGCACCUGUGCGCGCGGACCGCCUCGGUCAUUUUUCCCUCUGCCCUCGUGCCGAUCGCGUACACCACUUCGUCCGGUGUCGUGUCGUCGUAUGUGCGCCGCGACGCCGAGUGCCGUCUCGUCUGGCUGUCGCGAACGCGCCGACCAGUACGCCAGCCGAGGAACAUGAGGACGAACAUUAGUUGACGAAGACGCGCGUGUCCGGCCGAUUGUCAGUUUCGCGGUCCCAGUCUCGGCCAGGUGCCGAUCGAGGAACGAAUGAUACCGGUGUUAACCAAAGGGGGUUGAGUUUUAUCCGUGAAACGAGAAACGAGUAAGCCGAAAGGCAGUGAAAACAGUUGUUCGAGGUGGAAACAGGUGAAACGUCGGAUGGACUCGUUUGAGAGCAACAACAGCGAGGGGCGGAAGUGAGGGGGAGGAGGGCAGAAGCGUGACGAUCGUCUACCGAGCUUUCCCGGCCGAAGGAACUGUUUUCCUUCCAACGUGGUCGUCGCCUCCCCCUUUUCUUCUCGCCUCCCCUGUAAAAGAAAAAAGAAACAAAAAGUUCGCGCGAAAACUCGUCAGGAAGAGGAAAAUCAUUCGACAACCGCUCGCUUCCGUCCUGGACGACGUUCGAGGGAAAGAUCGCGUACGUCGAGCAUAGAUCGUGCGACGAAACACGAGGAAGAUCGAGAACGUCACCAUGAGGAUCAAAAUGCCCGCGGUCAGGAUCGCGCAAGCGGAAACCUCGCAAGGCACCACAUCACCAGACACCGUCCAAUGCGGGGGUUGCAGGGUGUCCUACCCCCUUGGCGAGAUCGUACGGUUCAUCGAGCAUAAGGUCAACCACUGUCGAAGUACUCUUCAGGGUUGCCACAGUCCACCGGCAACAGCGGCACCGGAAGAUUCUGACCCAGAAGACGCGCUCGCUUUGAAGACCGUCGAUCAGGACUCGAAGCUGAACUCGGUGCCCAGCAUCUCGGCGCCCAUCAACAAGAGGGGCGGAGGCAGGUUAGAAAGCCCUCCGACGCCUCAGGGAUCGGGACCGGAUACCGGAAGCCCGAUCGAGCUAAAGGCUAGCGCCAGCUCGACACCCAAGCGACGAACCGAACCUUCCGACGAGGAUAAAGAAGAUCUUCCGAAGAAGCCAAAGACCGAGUCUGUCGAUGCUGACACGAAUACUGUCAAUUCUGAACCAAGAUGGCUGCAGUGUUCGCAAUGUUCCAGAAGGUUAUCCUCCGCCUGGGAGCUGCUGCAGCACGUGCAGAGCGUCCACGGCGCCAGACUAUACACCUCCCCAUCGUCACUGACGAACUCUUCGUCAAACACGCCAGCACCGAGUCCACCAACGCCGACCCCAACCCAUACUCAUCACCUAAGUCCGCCGAAUCACUUGAAUCUCAGCAGUAAAUCUACCGGGAGUUCAUCGGCGGCCAACUCGUCCGGUGGUACCAACUCGAGUGGCAGCAGCGGUGGACGACAACAGCUUCAAUCGUCCGCCUCGCUGGUCGGUGAUCCGCUCCACAGUUUUCUAAGGCUACCUCAACACCUGGAACGAAGUUUCCCGCCGAUGUUCAGGCCGGACUUCCUAGCCCUGAAUCCGCUGGCCGGGUACAGAGGCCUUCAGGAGCUGCAGACCGCGACCAGGAACAUCCAGAACCUGGGCGAUCCUCUUCGAGGCAUGGACGGUCUGAAUCUCGGGGAUCCUUUGGUGCGUAGCUCUUUGGACUCCCUGAACAACGCCCGUAACCUGGCAAACCUGGCCGAACUGUCGCACGGCCGUGCCCUUGCCAGUCAGGCGCAUCCUCCACCACUCGAGGCCAACCUGGAUUUUUACUCGGCGCGCCUAAGGAGCCUCGCUAAUCCGUCCUUAGGCGCGGCUCCUCCAAGUAGCGGGAAUACCACGACGAAUUCGAAUCCCCCUGCCCCGGUACCGCCUGUACCAGUGCCAAGUACCGUCCAGCAGCAACAGCAAUCGCAACAGCAGCAACCACCAGUCCAGAACCACGUUCAACCAGUGCAACCACCCAGCCCAGCCGCGAACAAUCCGACGAUUCUAACGCACAACAAUCAUCAGAAAGAGAAUUCGCCGCCCUGCUACAGUCAGAGCCCGGUCGGUCAUCACAACAACAACAACUCGACCGACAGCGAAAAGACUAGUCCACCGGUGGCGUCGACGCCCAUCAUAGCCGACUCCGCGUCGGAGACCAUCUACUCGUGCGAGGUGUGCGACAAGAAGUUUCGCUUCCAGUCGAACCUGAUCGUACACCGGAGAAGCCAUCGGGACAAGGAAAGGCAGUAUCAACAGGAGAACACGCAGGACGGUCAGACGACCCUGACCAGGUGCGAGGUGUGCGAAAUGGAGGUGACUAAUUUCGCGGAGUUGAGGAAACACAUGAGGAAGGAACACCAGGAGAAUCUGAACGCGGCCGCCAGUCCACAGGGUAGCGUCGAAACCGUCCCGGAUGACGGUUCCAGCUGCGACGAAAACAUGGACCUCGACGAGGCGGAUGAGAACGAACAGAAGGCCGAACGAGAGGACACCGAGGAGAACACUCCGGAAGAUCUAAGUACAACUCAAGGUCAAAGCGGGGAGGAGAGUAGCGGUCGGGUGGAACAGAAGCCGGCCAGUCUGGUCGGUGACCUGAUGGAAAAAUUUGGAUUGAGCAACAUAGCUCAGUACUCGGAGGCUUACAGGCAGGCUCUGCAAGAGAACCAUCGAGGCGGUUUCAUCAAGACCGAACCACCGUCCAACUUAACCAAUUCUCUGAACAAUAACAAAGAGAAGGACAGCGCUCUGUCGCCCACCAACUUCAAUUCCUCGACCACCCCCAACAUAUUCUCCGGUCAGGGUUUUCCCAGGUCCACGGGGCCAGACUUCGGUGGUCUGUGGCUACCAAAUCCCCAUUACCUAGAGAACAACGAAUUCCGCAAAGCAUCGAAGGCCACCACCUCCAGUCUGGCUCUACAAGGCCUGCCCAGUCCUCUACUGAAGAAGGAACGAAGCGGUAGGAACGACACGUGCGAAUAUUGUGGCAAAGUGUUCAAGAACUGUUCCAACCUGACGGUCCAUAGGCGGUCGCACACCGGUGAGAAGCCGUACAAGUGCGAGUUGUGUUCUUACGCGUGUGCGCAGAGUUCGAAGCUGACGAGGCACAUGAAGACUCACGGUCGACACGGCAAGGACACUUACAAGUGUCGUUUCUGCGAGAUGCCGUUCUCGGUGCCCAGCACGCUGGAGAAGCACAUGAGGAAAUGCGUGGUGGUCGUGCAGCAGGGUCCUAAGUUAGGCAUGCCGUAUCCUGGUAGCCAGGACGAGGACUCAUCGUUGAGUACCAAGGAUACUUGAUCUUGGAACGGAAGCCUACCGCCGAUCCCGCCACUGUGGCCGCACAGGCCACCCUACCCGGUAUACUGAAGAGGGGAUCUUCUUCGGGAGAUAAGCAGAGGCAGAGUUAAGCGAAAGGCGAAUCCUAAUCUAACUAGAGUCCAAGAUCGGAUCGAUCUUAACCGUGCGACGUGUCGUCGCCCAAUGGCGAUCUACUCUGGAGGAUCUCCCUAAAUCGUCCAAGGUCGCCCUCUCAGGAUUAGGAGAGAGGUGGUAGGUCGGUGAAGGAAUCGCUAACCGAUCGAAAGACCUGGAAACGGUCCCAACAGGAGUAUAAACACGAACAACGAUGAAAUGGACCUCGUAGUGAAUGCUGAAUGAAAGCAACGAGAGUCCUGUCGGUAAGGAAGAGCGAACCGAAGGAGGAGGGUUCGAUGAAGAUGAAGAUGAAGAGGAAACGAGCAGUCACGAAGGGCUGCUGCUCAGUUUUAAUUCAACUAGAGAAACGAACGAAUGGUUACCACUUUGCGAGUCUCAGCACAGCUAUUUAAACUAUAAUCCUUAUAAAUAGUUAUAAAUAAAGACGCUAUAAAUACUGAAUAUACAUAUAUGUAUACAAGAUAAAGAGUAUAAAUAUAUAUAUAUAUAUAAAUAUGAAUAUAAAUAUAAAAUACAGAUGAGAAUUAUACAGAAUAUAAAUAUUAUAUAUAUAUAUAUACAUAUAUAUAUAUAUAGGAUAAUGAACAUAGUGACUUUAUUAUCGCAUCUGAAGAUUAUUUAUUUAAUAACUAUAGAUGUAUUACACAUACUGUAUAACGUAAUAUAUGUAUAUAUGUGUAUGUAUGAAACGUGUUCGUGAACAUAUAUAUGUACAUUACGUUAUAUGAUAUGAAACACCUGCAACCACUCUGUACGUAAUUUAAUAACGAAAACAGGAAACGAAGGCGAAAUCCUUUUUGUACGUUAUCCCGAGAUGCCGCACUGCGACGAUCGAUGAAGAUGUCUUUUUUUUUGUAUUUAAAAAACGAAGAAGGAUGAAAAACAAAAACGGAUUUUUCUUUCACGAUGGAAAAGAAUAACAGCGGCUUCGACAUCCUGUGUGUACAUAUGCGAAUAUCGAUACUCGAAAUCACCCCGAACCCCGUCGUUAUCGAUAAUAGUACUCGAUGUACUUUGAUGUGUACAGCGAACGGCCAAAAAAAAUGGCCCUGCGUCUUUAGAUUAAGCUCUAGCUCGAUCCUAUAUAAAAGAAAAGAAUGUAUAAUAGUACAUUUAUUAUUCUCUUUAUUACCUAUUAUCUAUUACCAUUUCUAUUAUUGCUUAUUAUUAUUAUUGUCAUUAUUAUUGACUUUAUUAUUAUUACUAUUAUUAUUAUUCAUUGUCAUUAUUAUCAGCGCGAUUGCAGCGACUGCAACCGCCGUCUUCAUUAUUUUAUCCCACUAUUAUUAAAUUAUUAAUCGAGAUGUUUUAAACGGUUAAGAAGAUGCCAAAGUUGUUUAGGUUUAUCGGUGGACGCGGAAUCGUGGCGCGUUCGCGCGACUUUCGAGUGUUCCUCCGGUUCUUCGAAGCUUUUGAACCCGUUUUUCUAAUGGCGUGUUUUCAACGAAACUCGACCAUGGAAACGGUGUCAAAAGCGAAUUUCGAGAAGCUAGAAAUCUCUAAGUUUGAUUCGAGCUCGCGUAAUGUUGACGAUCACCGGGACGCGCGAGCGGGCACGAUGGCGCCCCGACGCUAUUAUCAUAGCGAGUUUGUUCGUUGAUUAUAUGUAUUUAUUGUCUUUGCUGCCGAGCGGACCGCGAACGGAUUUCGCAGGAUCGAGACGCAUGGAUCCGUUGAUGCUGCGAAAAUCGUCGCGUCUACCAACGAGGCGCAUGGUUGAUCAAUUAUUAUUAUUUUCUUUCUUUCCAUUCUAGAAAGCCGAAGAGACUGAGGUAUAUUUUGUAUUAGCGAGCGAUAUUCCCUUAUUUUUAUUUUGAGUUCCAUUAAAGAAGAAAAAAAUUUCUGUUUUCUCUUUCUCUAUAAUUAUUUUUCGUUUCCAUUUACUUUAUUUUCCUAAACGCCUCGUUGUAAACGUUUUCGAAGGGGACUGUUCCUAAACAAAAAAAAAAAACUUUUGAUGAUCUAGGCAAUAAGAUUUACGGAGUAAUUCGAGCGAUGUGUGUCUGUGUUCCUCGACAAUUUUUUCGUUAAAGCCGUGUGUGUGUGCGUGUGUGAGACGAAUAAACGAGAGUUUAAUGAUUUUUCCCGGUGCGAUGGAAGGAUGUGUCUGUGAGAGAGAAGAGAAAUGAAAAACUCAUAUCAAGAUAGUUGUCUCGGUGUUAGACGUGUACGGCUCUAGAUAAAGGAAAAAAAAAUUAACACUGAAAUCUCGUUAUCUAGUUAAUGAAAAAAAAAAAAGUUUGUUAGAUUGAUUCUGAAAUACGUACAUGGCCAGGCUCCGUUUAUACGAUAUUAUUGUAAAUAAUGGCACUGCCCGUAGCAAAAGGUGAAAAGAAGAGCGGAGAUGAAAUACAGGGAGGUGGAGGACCGGGCGGAGAAUAAGGCAGACGAAUGUCGUCACCAUUCGAACGAGAAAUAAAAAAUAAAUCAUACUACAAAUCGUAUCCGAUCAUUUUUCAUGCGUACGUCGUUUUAUCGUGAUCAAGUAAAUUUCUCCAUUUUGCCGGAAAUGUACACGGCAGGAUGGAUCCUUCAUUCUUCCGGUUCAGUCCAUGGAUAAUUAUAAUAAAAAUAAAACACUGAGGGAAAGAGAGCUACGAAACGCACGCUUUGGUUCCAAAAAGUAUCUCUCGUCUUUCUUAUUCGAACUCAUCCCACACACAGUGCCGGAUUAAGGGGAGGUUUAACGGGGGCUAUAACCCAGGGCCCCACUCUACAAGGACCUUGUCGUAAGCCUUCCAUUUGAUGUACCAAAAAAUGUUGAAUGAAAUUUUGUUUACUAUUGCUCUUUUACUUUACCAUUAAAUGUUAUUUAAUUUUAUUUAAAAUAAAUUUCAAUUUUCGAACCAAGGAAGGUCCUCGAAGGUUUGAUAGCCCCGGACCCCAGGAACCUUAAUCCGGACCUGCCCACACAGGACCAAGUUCCCUGCCUCACGAAUAAAAUAUUUAAAAAGAACAAAAAAAUAGAAAACACUCGAUCACACACGCAAAUCGCGACGGGCGAUCGAGCCGAAAAGACACGAGGGAAAUCUGUUUGGAAAAUUCGAUGAGAAAAUGGAAAUGAUAAAAUAAAAAUUUGACUCGAUUCGUUUCGUGUCUUUUCGGCCGAUUUCUAACGUUUCUUACACAGGGUAAACCGCGUUAAAUGGUAAAAGAUAAUCCCAGAGAAAAAAAAAAAACUAAAAAAAUGAGAGACAAGUGUGUCGGAAGUAUAGCGAAUUGAAGUAAUCUAGACAGUUAAAUAAAUAAAGAAGAAGAAAUAAUACGAAGUAUUUCCUAUAAUAUAUAGUAAGCGACAGGGAGUGAGAACCACGCAAGAUGAGAGAGAAAGUGAGGGCCGAACGAAAGGUGUCGGUAGCAGGUAAAAUUGGAUUUUUAGCGAAACAAAAUCUUCUGAUCCAGGGUAAAAUAAAUCCGAAGCUCGGUUUCUAGAGACGGUAUCUCUUGCUGGGUUUCGAUCUAGCUCCUGGUUUGGAGCAAUUUUAAGAAAGAAAAAAAAUAACGCAAACCGAAGAUCGACAUUAAGGCAAUACGAAAAAUAAAAAA